This is a messenger RNA of Nasonia vitripennis (jewel wasp), 1575 nucleotides long. Its product is annotated as UDP-glucuronosyltransferase-like. Lineage: Eukaryota; Metazoa; Arthropoda; Insecta; Hymenoptera; Pteromalidae. The record is from RefSeq and is a predicted model, not a curated record. Gene Ontology annotation, molecular function: UDP-glycosyltransferase activity. The transcript is spliced from 5 exons. Bases 1 to 1575 code for a protein of 524 amino acids.
AUGGACCUACGCAGCAUAUUUUUGUUCCUCUUUCUCGGAUUAUCUGUGAGUGAUGGCUACCGGAUUCUCGCGAUUUUCCCUUUCGAUGGAAAAAGUCACUUUGGCGUGCUCAACUCGGUUGUCAAGGAUCUUGCUUCAGGUGGACAUCAAGUCGACGUGAUGAGCAACUUUCCUCCAAAAGAGUCUUUUCCAAACCUUACGCACAUCGUUACGCUUCCGGUUGCCGGCGCCCAGUCACGCAUUGAUUAUAAUCUCAUUUUUUACCCUGAAAAAGAGGCUGACUGGCUUCAUGACAAGAAACGACGUAUGUGCGACUUUCUUGGCCUGCCAAAAGUAGCUGAACUGAUCAGAAAUCCGCCUACGAAUCCACCCUACGAUCUUCUGCUCGUUCAUGUUCUAACGGGUUACCAGUGCCUCGCGGCGAUCGGCUACAAAUGGAACAUACCGGUCGUUGGUGUGGUAACCACUACUCUUUACGCCCAGAUGCACCAUAUAAUCGGUAAUCCAUUGAAUUUGGCGUUGACAACCAGUCAUUUCGGCUUUUACAAGGAGAAGUUGGACUUCUGGGACAGGGUUCACAAUGUCGUCCAAACCUACCGUGUGAUAAGCAAAUUUUAUGGCUACGCUAAAGAUCAAGAUUAUUACAUAAAAAAACACUUAGGAAACGACCUGCCGAGCUACCGACAACUCGAGAAGAACAUAGCACUGAUGUUUACGAGUUCACAUUACACUUAUCAUGGAGUCACUCCAAAAACACCUGGUCUCAUCGAAAUUGGCGGAAUAAACAUAAAAAACGAUACGUCCGAGUUACCUGCUGACUUGAAGAAAUUCCUCGACAAAAGGAAGGAUGGAUUUAUUUACUUUUCUUUUGGCUCGCUCGUUGCGAUAGAAACUCUGCCGCACGAAGUACUGGAAAGAUUUUACUCCGCCAUACGGAAAAUAUCGCCGGUUAAAGUCCUCAUGAGAGUGCCGCACCCUGACGACAUGCCGAAAAAUAUGCCGGACAAUGUUUACAAGUUUUCGUGGUUGCCACAACAAAAGGUGUUUCAGCAUCCCGAAAUCAAAGGUUUUGUAACGCAUGGAGGUGCGGUCAGUACCCAAGAGGCAGUGUACUAUGGAGUGCCUAUGAUAUGCGUUCCAUUUUUCGCAGAACAAUUCAUAAACUGCGAUAUUUUGUCACAUAAAAAUAGUUCGUUGACACUGGAUAUUUAUAGGAACCAACGGCUGACUCAAGAUGAUUACAAUCACGCUUUUCGUGAAAUAAUAACAAAUCCUAUGUACAAAGAAUCGGUACGUAAAUUUUCACGGGUGUACCGCGAUCGACCUCGGUCACCUAAAGAGACCCUACUAUAUUGGACCGAAUACGUAAUCCGACAUGGCAAGAACAUUCUAAAAUCCCCUGCGGUCAACUUGGAAUGGUAUCAAAGUGAUCUUCUUGACGUUCAUGCUUUCCUCUUCACAUGUGUGAUGCUGACAUUAUUCUUUACGGUCCUAAUAGCUCGAUUUAUUAUAACUUUUGUUUCGCGCAAAGUAAUGACGAAAACGUUGAAAAAAUCUAGCAAGAAGAUUAAUUAG